This is a messenger RNA of Mauremys mutica (yellowpond turtle), 5481 nucleotides long. RefSeq names its product WD repeat domain 33 (gene WDR33). Gene Ontology annotation, cellular component: mRNA cleavage and polyadenylation specificity factor complex. Lineage: Eukaryota; Metazoa; Chordata; Testudines; Geoemydidae. The transcript has 8 exons. The coding region runs from base 153 to 887 and encodes 244 amino acids. Gene Ontology annotation, molecular function: protein binding. The record is from RefSeq and is a predicted model, not a curated record.
GGUCGUUGGAGGGGAAAAGAUGGCGGGCGGGCGCGGUGGGGGCUCGUGAGGCAGCGGCUUCCGGGCCAGGGGAGUGUGGAGAGCGGCGCGGCAGCGGGGUCCGGUGGCGGGGGUAAGAAAACAGUCGGACGUGUUUUAGAAACAAGAUCGCCAUGGCCACAGAAAUUGGCUCCCCACCCCGGUUUUUCCAUAUGCCGAGGUUCCAGCACCAGGCACCUCGGCAGCUGUUCUACAAGAGACCUGAUUUUGCACAGCAGCAGGCAAUGCAGCAGCUCACCUUUGAUGGGAAACGGAUGAGAAAAGCUGUGAACCGGAAAACCAUAGACUACAAUCCCUCUGUAAUUAAAUAUUUGGAGAAUAGAGUAUGGCAGAGAGACCAGCGAGAUAUGCGGGCAAUUCAGCCUGAUGCGGGAUAUUAUAAUGAUCUGGUCCCUCCUAUAGGAAUGCUGAAUAAUCCUAUGAAUGCUGUAACAACAAAAUUUGUUAGGACAUCUACCAAUAAAGUAAAAUGCCCAGUGUUUGUUGUCAGGUGGACUCCUGAAGGGAGGCGCUUGGUCACUGGGGCUUCUAGUGGAGAGUUCACCUUGUGGAAUGGAUUGACUUUCAAUUUUGAAACAAUAUUACAGGCUCACGACAGCCCUGUAAGGGCCAUGACUUGGUCACACAAUGAUAUGUGGAUGCUGACAGCAGACCACGGGGGAUAUGUGAAAUACUGGCAGUCCAACAUGAACAACGUCAAGAUGUUCCAGGCACAUAAGGAGGCGAUUAGAGAGGCCAGUUUCUCACCCACGGAUAAUAAAUUUGCUACAUGCUCUGACGACGGCACUGUUAGAAUCUGGGACUUUCUACGUUGCCAUGAGGAGAGAAUUCUUCGAGAUGCCACUUAAUUUUCCGAGUUCAUCUGCCAAUGUUCAUAUAUUGGACCAGUGCGAUAUAGUAGACGUAACAGGAUGAAAUAUCGUUAAGGGCUGUAUUAACGCUGCUGUCAUGUCACAAGAUAUGAAUGGGAUAUUGGCAUGCAGACUGUCUGCAAGGAAGAUGACUUUAACAAAACACUGGAACUCUUGGCCUAGGUGCCUGAACUCAUUUGACAUUUGCCAAUGCAGAGGUUUUAAAAAACUUACAUACCACAGUUGGACUUGCAUCAUUUUACCAGAGAAUAUUUCCUGCUUCUCUUGGACUCUCUUCUGAUUUUUACUGUUAUAUUAUCCCUUUGAACGUCACUACUGUUGAAGCCUAGUAUUUCAAUAUAGUCUUGCUUUCAUGAUUUUUCCAUCAGAAACAUCACUGCAGGAGUUUCUGUUCCAUUCAGGAGUUGACAAACAGAUUUCUAGGCCAUAUUGUUGGUAUUAUAGUUAUCUCUAGAGGCACCAAUCAGGUUGGCGACCAUUGUGCUGUCUGCUGUACAAAAGAUAAAAUUCUGUACUGAUGUAUAUUCCAUGCAAUCACAUUAACUAUUCAAUUGGAUUGUAUAAGGGAGGAGCGAUUGCAUCUGUGCAGAGUUCAGUCCAGUGUGUAGGUCUUGCAUUAAUUUCACUACUUUUCCCUAUCAUCUGUGGUCUAUGUUCUUCUGCAUAGAGGUCUCGUAGGCCAAGGGAACAAAUGACUUAAGAAUUUCAGGCCAGUAUAUAAUGAUACUUGUACUGUAUUUCCUUCUGUUUCAUUUACUCAAAGAUUGGGAUUGUGUGUACAUUCUAGAUAUAGUUUCAUUUUUAAAUGCACUAUAAAAUUGUCAGAGUGAAAUCCAUCAUAUUUAUAUAUAGCAAAAUAGUUGUAUAAAGAGAAUAGGGCUUGUACCGUCACUGUCUGUAUAGUGUAUGUACAAUACACUCCUUUUUUACUGACUUUAUGUGAAUCAGCAGUAUUGCCAGAUCUUCACCACCUGACAUAACAGAGCACAUGGAUUCUUGAGAGAACCUUUACUUUUGCUUGCAGAACAAAAAACCUUUCUAAAAGCGGUGGAAAAUGCGAUCUCUUAAUUCAGGAGUGCAAGCUGGAUUUUUCUGGUGCCCUGUGCUGUAUAGCUGAUUAAAGGAACUAUGUGAGGGCCUGUUACAUGUCCUCAGUAGAGAGCGAUGUAAUAGGGGCUUUCUUGCUCCAAACCUUCCUUUAUCUUCUGCCCCAUAUUGAAGUUUUAAAGUUUUAUUUAGGAUAAUUGCCUGGAAAAUUUUCAAUCAAGUACAGAUUUUAAAGCAUACACAUACCCCUACCAUGAUGGUUGUCUUAAGUGAAUACAAAUCUUUUUAAAGUUUUCAGCAAUUAAAGUUGCAGAGGGCUGUAUGCAAAUUAGAAUCCUAAAAGGAUUUAAUUAAGACUAACUGAUAUCAAUACACCUCUCAUGCUUUGUCCUGUCCGGUUAUGUCUGUAUAUACUAUUUGAUCAAGAAUGAUAGUAUACUUUCUGUUCUCACACAAACCGUUCUUCAAGUCUUCUGGUUAAUACUAAUACCAUUGAAGGUCAACACAAUUAAGGAGAUGCCCUGAUGUAGUUUAGGUCCAAAAUUUGAUUCUUAAAAUAUUAGACUAUCCUCCAGUUUAUGAAUAUCUGUUUAUAAAAAAUAGAAGACUCCCAACACUUUAUUAUCAGACUGUACAUAAAAAAUCCAUUCUCUGAGACCAAAUGUCAAUAACAAGUUCUUCCUGCUGAUUCUGCAGCAGCAAGCUAAUCAAACUAUUUCAAAACCAGCCUGAGGAUCUUGCACAAUGCACUACCAUGCUGCUGUAGCACAUUUCUAGUUUGCUUCUAGAUUAGCAGGGCCAGAGAGUACAGCAAAGUCAGACUCAUCUCUGGUACCAGAUAAUGAUACUCUAUUGACUUAAUGCUUUUGCUCACUGGAGAAGUGACCAAGUUUGUUCAUCUCCAGUAGGGGAGGAAAUGCUUGACAAUUCUAGCCAGGUUGGGAGUGGUGCUGAUGGACUGACCUUCAGUUGCGGGAGGGGAGGAGAGAGAGAGAUGAGGAGACGGGGUUUGAGGAAUUCCAGAGAAAGAUGUGUCAUCACUGAAAGUAGUCAAAGAACCAUUAUUAUUUUGGUUUCAUUAGAAACAUGGGGGGCGAUUAGCAGUUGUCAAAUGGAAAAACACAAAUGUAAAAGUUAGGGUGACCUCUUUGUGCCUUAUUUUGCUUUAAGUUGUAAAAAGGACUGAAUUAAAGAAAAAAAGCCUGACUCAAUCCUUUUAGCCUCAAUUGCUCAGCUUUCAUUCUUUUGAUGUCAUUGUCUUGCCAUUUCUUCAAUUACUGUAGUCUUUCAGGGCUGACAAGACUUAACUUAUUUUUUAACAUUCAAAACUCAUUUGGUUUCUAAAAGUAGUUUCAAGCUUAUAUUCUAAUCUACAUCAUAAAGAAGUAAAAAGGACAAAAGCUCUUUUUUUGCUUUGUAUGUCACUGAUAAGAAAUGUAUCUUGAAGGAGACUUUCACGGAAAGAACUUGAAAUAAGAACAGUGGUACAAACAGCAUUUCACCUUAGUAAUAGUUGCGAUGUUACAAAUUUGUCAAUAUGAAAACAUGACAAGAUCAAGUAGGAAGUUAAAAUAGACUGGAUUGGAGUCAAGCCCUUGUUUAUACAUAAACAGUUUUAUACAGUUUUUGAUAAUUAUUAAGUGGGGAAAGAAAAUUGUAUGGAAAGUCAAUAAAUUAAGUCUUACAUGAGAGCAUUUUUUUAGGCCUUUCUAAAGGCCUUUCUGUUAGGGCAGGUGAAACAAAAAUAAGUUUUUGGUCUAAAGGUUUUGUUAUAAGACUCACAAAUCAAGGAUUUGUGCUUCUAACACCUCUUUUCUCUGUGACAGCUUACAUGUUCACAUUUUUGUAGGAACACUUGUUCCAUCUGAAAUGGGUGUGGAAAAAUUAUAUGCAAUAAACUUCUGGUGGUGUUUUAUUUUCUAGGAGACUAAGGUAGCUAGCCAUUGACUUUAUUGAGAGGUUUUGAAUCCCAGGAUGUUGGACUCGAGCUAAUGGGGCCAGGAAGAUGUUUAAAUCCCAUUUGUAGUAAACAUGCCAUUCUAAAUUACACACAGCAGUAUGAACAGAAAUCAUAGGUUAGGAUACACCAUUUUUCUUAAAUAUACUAAUUAUAUUAUAAUUGUCUACUUGAAAUAGAGAGCUUUCGUAUAUAACACAAUUGAUAGUAAUAUUAAAGUUCAUAUUAGGCCAAAUUUUCUUCCUUUUUCUACCUAUUGAAAUCAGUGGGAUUGUGCUUGUGUACUUGAGAGAGAGAGUUGGCCCAUUAUAUCUAUUGGAUAAAAUACAUACAGUUAUUAGUUAUGUAAUAUAACAGGAAGAAAUUGUAAGUUGCAAACAUUGGAAAGAGCUGAAGUCCAUGUCUGUUACUAAAUAUGUUGGCCAGUUAAAUUACUGGUCUUUGAUCCAAAGAAGACUCAGAAUAUUCUGGGUGACUAUUGCUUGGCUUUGCACUUACGUUGCCAGAACAUACCAUACUAUUUUAAAUAAUGAAUACAAGCAGUAGCUUUGAGUACUUUCAUCAACCUCUUAUUCUCGUUCUCUUUAAGCAAGAUUAUACAGUUACAGGGACUUUUGAGAGAGACACCUAAAAUGCAGUUGACCUAAAACCUAUCAGGAAUGCCCAAAGACUGCUAUCCAGAAUUGGAUGAAUUGUGCACUGGGGGAUGCAGUUAUUUGUUUUGAACCUAAACUUUUUAUCCUUAAAGCCACAAGCAGACAAGAAGAAUAAAACUUUUCCACUGGUCUAAAGCUUUCAGAGCUAUAAAUUAUCCAGAAUGAACUAGGCAAUAUAUUGAGCACUUUUGCCUUUGUACUAUAUUAAAAAUUGAUCCACCUUGCUGUGUUUGAUUCUGGGUUGUUUUCUGCUUGGGUCUCACUACUUUUGAUGUAAGUAGUCCCAUAAGUGUUGGCCUGAGAAAUGUAUAUAUGCACUUCAUACAUACGCUGCAAUUGUAUUCCAAAGCUUAUCUUAGUAACAAGGUUCAUCAGAAUUCAACAUUCAAACAGAAUAGCAAUUCUCAUUUCAAAGUUAGUUUUUUUUUAAACUUACUUUUAAUCAUAUUCACUACACUUAACUUCUUUUUCAUAUUUCACUUUUUGAUAGCAGUUGCAAUGCAGUACUGUAAUAUGUAGAAAAUAUCCAGCUCCUCCUAAAGUUGCAGAUCUGUCAGGCACCCUUCCUAGAAGUGAUGAGUCAUGAAAAAGCAUUGUAAUAAGAUGCACUUUAACAAAGAUCCAAGAGGAUUGUGUGUAUAGCUGAAAUGCAGACUUACUAUGUUGUGCUGUCCUAAAUUUUUUUAAAAAAAGCUUUCAUAGUGUUUUAUUAUGCCAGGUCUUGGUGAAUCUUGUAUUCAUAUCAUCAUAAAAUUUGCAGUAACAAAUUCUUCAAAUCUUCGUCUGCUUUCAGAGACUCCUGGCACACCUAACCUUCUGUGUUAAUACUGUCUAAUUGUCUUAGAGCAGGGGUGGCCAAUCUGACCCUGAGAAGGAGCCAGAAUUUACCAAUGUACAUUUUCCAAAGAGC